GAGAUUUGACAAUAAAUCUUUUCCUGUUUCAGCACUUGAAUUUAGAGAAGAGGGCAAAAAGAAAAAAUGAUGAAAUACAUUGUUCUAUUUGCCGUGGUGGUGGCAGUUGCAAGUGCCUUCGUUUGCCCACCCAACUUCUGCAGUGGAGUGAAAUGUGAUGAUCUGUCUAACUGCUUGAGAGAGUAUGGACAGAAAAUCAGAGAAAAAGGAAGCUUCUGCAAGUGCUGUGACAUCUGUGUCAAAGUAUUAGGCGAAGGAGAGAGAUGCAUGCCCGAUCACAUCCUCGGGUCAAUAUCAGCGUCUGAAUGUGACGAAGGACUUGCAUGUCACAGAAGUCACUGGAAGUGUGUCACCAUGGAAGAAUUCUUAGAAGACUAAAACUGUAUUCAAAAAGUAUAUGUACAAAAAUGAAAAUAAAACACACAAUACUCUUUUACGAUUGAAGGGAAUAUAUUUUAUACAUGAUCAUUUCA
Molecule: messenger RNA, 473 nt
Organism: Parasteatoda tepidariorum (common house spider)
Lineage: Eukaryota; Metazoa; Arthropoda; Arachnida; Araneae; Theridiidae
Source: RefSeq, a predicted model, not a curated record